Molecule: messenger RNA, 2241 nt
Organism: Durio zibethinus
Lineage: Eukaryota; Viridiplantae; Streptophyta; Magnoliopsida; Malvales; Malvaceae
Product: Inositol monophosphatase family protein
Biological process (GO): sulfate assimilation
Molecular function (GO): 3'(2'),5'-bisphosphate nucleotidase activity
Source: RefSeq, a predicted model, not a curated record
UUAAGCCCAAAUUUUAUCUUAUUAUCCAUUCUGCCCACCCACACAGCUCAGCCAAUGGCAGCCGAAGGACCGUUGAAUUGAAUUCAUUCCCAUUUUCCUUCCACUCAAUAGCCACCAACUAAUCACAUUUUCUCCGCCGUUGAUUUCACUUCAACAACCACCAUGAUUCCCGCCAUGGAUCUUCGUCUCCUCCACUCUUCUCCCUGCUUCUCCGCCGUUCGAUUCCCUUCCCCUACACCUCUCUGCAGACGAUUGUUCAUAGUGAGGUCGAGUCUUCCUUUUCCAAAUGAGAAAGCCAAGUACCACAAAGAACUUGAAGCGGCGGCGGAGGUGGUCGUGAGAGCUUGUCGUCUUUGCGUUGACGUGCAAAGGUCUCUGUUCUCUGAUGAAGGACGAAUUAUCGAAAAGAAUGACCAAACUCCGGUCACAGUGGCUGAUUUUGGAGUCCAGGCUCUUGUUAGUUUAGAGUUGAGUAAAUUGUUCCCUUCAAUUCCAUUGGUGGCGGAAGAGGACUCUGGUUUUUUACGUUCGAACAAUCUGGUUGAUCCUGUAGUAAGUGCAAUAUCUGAUAAAACGAGCUUUGAUGAGGAAUCACUGUCACAUGCUGAUGUGCUGGAAGCAAUUGACCGAGGGGGCAAGAAUUAUUUUGGUUUUGGAACAAAACCAGCCACAUAUUGGAUACUGGAUCCAAUUGAUGGCACUCGAGGGUUUGUAAAAGGAAGUCAGGCCUUAUAUGUGGUAGGUUUGUCUCUUGUAGUUGAAGGAGAGAUCAUGUUAGGUGUCAUGGGCUGCCCUAACUGGGUUGUGGAUACUUCUUACAAGUCUACCACUGAUGUCCAAGGUUAUAAAAACAGUUCACCUGGAUUGGGGAUCAUUAUGGUUGCUCAUGUUGGCUGUGGAACUUGGACAAAGAGAUUAAAGGAUAUUCUUGAUAGCUCAACUAAAAUUUCAUCUGACUGGACCAGAUGCUUGGUUGAUGGUUGUUGCUUGGUACCCAAAGCCCGCUUCUGUAUUCCAGAGAGUCAAACAUGGGAGUCAUUGCCAUUAUCAAUUUUGUAUGAAGCAAGAACUGAUGAUGAUGAUAUUGGGGAUAAGGAAAUUCGUCUUUUGCCCACAUGUUGCGGAAGUUUAUGCAAGUACUUAAUGGUGGCUUCAGGUCGGGCAUCUGUUUUCAUUCUUCGAGCAAGGUCUCAAACAGUUAUCAAGGCUUGGGAUCAUGCUGUUGGUGUGAUAUGCGUUCAUGAAGCUGGAGGAAAGGUGACAGACUGGAAAGGAAGUGAACUUGAUCUCGCUGCAGAUCAAGCUGAACGGAGGAUCAUAUAUCCUGCAGGUGGGGUUCUUGUGACUAAUGGCAACAUCCAUAAUCAGAUACUGGAGAUGAUAUCUUCCAUUUCAACAGUUGUUUGACACUGAACCAUACGGUAAUGUAUUCCUAUACUGUUGUUCGAUUCUUUGAAUACCAUUCAGGUUUCAAUAGAUCCUGCCUUUUGUAGAUGAACACUUAGUCUCAUUCACAGGAGUAAAUUGAAAAAUGAAAUUAUUCCGAUAUUACCAUUAGAUUGUCAAAAGAAGGAAUUUCUUCUAGGCAAGUGUAAUGUAUAAUCAGUGCUGAUGCGUGUCUUCUUUUAUUGUAAUACUUGUAGUCUUUUAAUUGAAGGGAAUGUGAAUUUUGUCAAAUACACCUUUUGAGCAGCCUUUCGAAAAGUUUAGCUUGUGAAAAUUUAUGAAAAGGUGUUAAUAGGAACGGUGUUUGCCCCAUUCUUAUAUAUUUGUACUAAACUCACUGAAGUUGCAAGAAAUGAUGGUGCUGCUCAAUGUUUGCUUUCUGUGUUUUAUUCAUCCUGUAAUUAUGUCUUGUUUUGCAUUGACAAUUCGAGGUGUCUAAUAACAUUCUUGAAUUAAAAUUACUAUAUGUUGGUAACUCUGUAAUUAAGCUUCCCUUCCUAUUAGCUGAUGGUACCUAGGCUGUGGGUAUUCAUAAAAUAAAUGUAGGGCAGCCUAUGAAUUCAUUCAAGAGCCUCAAAUGUUCCCAUUUGCCAACUACGAGAGCCGAAGUCGGUGUUGAGGGACCCAUGUUGAUCAGAAAACCAUUGAUGAACUAAAGUGAUAUAAGUUACAAGGAAGAUAUUUUUGUCCUCAUUGUUAAACUAUAACCUUGGCCAAAUAUCUUCUAAGUUAAAAUUUUCACGAGUCGAACCUUAUUUUACCUCACCAGGCAGCUAGUGGAUUGUCAAGGUCAAC